UUGAGCAAAUUAUGUUUAUUCAAGUAAAAGCACAUCCUGGGAAAAAUCAUCUUCGUUACUUUCCAAAACAGGCUAGAGGAAUUUAUUUCGCAAAAGAAGCCACACUUAACUUUCCACAGAAACUUAUAUUCAGGGGAUCAUUGCUCGGAUAGAGCAAAAAAUCUGCAAAAAAGAAAUGACGAGGCUGGCUCCAAAAUGGCCCACUUUGCAGAGAUUUAUUAUCAUUAGUAUAUUACUCAAAUCACACAUGACCUUAAGUCAAUUCAUGAACUCUUCCAACCAAGUUUGUGGUUGCUACAAUUCCAACCAAUGUGGAUGCGAAAGUGUCAGAGGCCCUCAAGGUGACAUUGGACGUCUGGGCCCCCUCGGGUUCCCGGGACCCAGAGGAGCUCCAGGAUAUCCUGGCAUACCAGGAGAAAAAGGCGCGAAGGGAGAUCUUGGUGACCUCGGAAACAGAGGCAUUAUUGGAGACGAGGGAUCCCACGGCCUUCCGGGGCACCCAGGGCCAUCUGGGAUUCCAGGUAUACCAGGAAGCAAAGGAGAUCAAGGCGACCCUGGAACGUGUGGUCUCAGAGGACUAAAGGGAGAACCUGGAAUUCCCGCAAAAGGACCUAUCAAUGGAUACAAUAUCGGACCUCCGGGAGCAGUUGGAUUAAAAGGCCCUGAAGGAGAACCGGCAAUGAUGCCCAUGAAAGUAGAAAGAGGAGCUUACGGAGAUCCAGGAAGAAGUGGACCACAGGGCCUUACAGGCCCCAGGGGUCUUCCUGGAGUUGCCGGUAAGCCAGGAGUGCCAGGGAUUAAGGGACCGAGGGGAGACAUGGGACUUGUCGGAUUGCCUGGGUACCCAGGUGACAAUUACAAAGGACAGAAAGGAGAAAUGGGAGACAUUGGUCCUCCAGGCAUAGACGGAACUUGGGAAAACCUCCGAAGAUUAGAGCUUAAAGGGCCACCAGGCGACUACGGACCAAGGGGAUCUAUGGGUGAUCCUGGAUACUUGGGUGUUCCCGGAAUACCCGGACCUGCUGGUCUGAGUGGCAUACCUGGACUGCCAGGGAAACGAGGCGAUGUUGGUCCGAGGGGAACUGACGGAAGGUCUGGUGCCCCUGGAAAAAAGGGACUUAUAGGAGAUGCAGGUGGCGAUGGGAUGCCAGGAAGAGACGGGGGCUAUGGGUCACCCGGUUACAAGGGAGACUUCGGAGAACUGGGUUUAGCCGGUCCAGUUGGAUUACCAGGUCCGCAAGGAUUACCUCUCAAUGUUGAUGAUGUCGUUAAAAUCAGAGGACCUCCAGGACAAGUUGGUGCACCUGGCCCUACGGGUUCUCCCGGUGAGAAUGGAGCAUCAGGUGGGCCAGGAAAGACUGGACCCAGGGGACUCAUGGGACCGUCUGGGAGACCUGGAGCUGAUGGAAACCCUGGAAUAGGCUUCAAAGGGCCGAAAGGAGACGCGGGAACUUCAGGUUACAUGGGUCUCCCUGGAAUACCAGGGCUACCUGGAUCAGACGGUGGAAUGGGUUUGAAAGGCGAUAAAGGAGAUCCCGGAAUACCUCUCGCUGGACCUCAAGGACCAACUGGCCCAAUAGGACGGACUGGAUCUCCGGGGCUCAAAGGAAUCAGUGGAGAUGCUGGAAAUCCUGGAGCACCAGGCAGCGGACUGAUGGGUUUGAGAGGAAUCCCUGGACCAAAAGGACAUCGUGGAUUUCCCGGUUAUCCAGGACCAAUCGGUCCUACUGGAUUUUUAGGACCAAAAGGACUGAAGGGCGAUUGCAAUACUUGCCCACCUCCUCCAAAAGGUCCAACAGGAGACGCUGGCGCAGUUGGUCUGCCAGGUUCCAUUGGAGACAGAGGAAUCCCCGGAUGUGUCGGUGUGCCUGGGAUUCCCGGUCUCCCAGGACCUUCAGGAGAAAUUGGGCCUCAGGGAGUCAAAGGCAUCACUGGUUCUCAAGGUUUAUCAGGCACUGAUGGUCCAAUGGGAGAUGCCGCAACUGUGGAUGUUACCCAAAUAAAACAGGGUCCAAAAGGCGAAAGGGGAGAUCAAGGUUACCAGGGUUGCAUUGGAGAUCCGGGUCCAAGAGGAUCUUCAGGGCAAAUCGGAGAUGUAGGCGUCAGUUUUGGGAGCCAACGUGGACAAAAGGGCGAGGCAGGUGAAAUUGGAUACAUGGGCUACCCUGGUCUUCAAGGCGACCGAGGAGUUAAAGGUGUCAGAGGAAUGUCGGGGGACGUAAUUAAUGCCCCGAUUGGCCCUCGAGGUGUCAAAGGAGAGCAAGGUGAUCCAGGUUACCAAGGAAUGGAAGGUUUCAAAGGGUUUCCCGGCACUUAUGUUUCUCCUUCAAAAAUUGUGGGACCACAAGGCAGCAGGGGUUCUAUGGGUUCCACGGGGAGAAAAGGCCAACAAGGUCCUACUGGUGACACGGGAGACGUUGGAUAUGCAGGCUACCCAGGGUCCAAAGGAAUUCGAGGUAACCCAGGAUUGUUGUUAAUGGAUCAACAAGGACCUAUAGGUUUGAAGGGAAUUCUUGGUGAAAUCGGCGCUGUUGGUCCAGUGGGAUAUCAGGGUCUAAAAGGUCAAAUAGGAGAAUCUGGACUCAGAGGACCAACCGGUCCAAUAGGCAUGAAGGGUCCCAUCGGCGAUCUACCAAUUGGACCACCGGGUGUCCCAGGAGCUAAGGGAGACACCGGAUACCCAGGUCCAAUCGGAAUGAUUGGCGCUCCAGGUCAAAGAGGUCACGCUGGUCAAGAAGGCGACGAAGGACCACCUGGCUGGCCUGGAUACCCAGGCCAACAAGGACCGAAAGGAUUUAGAGGAAACCCUGGAUCUGUAGUCGGAGCGAAAGGACCAAUGGGUGCUCAAGGGCCGUCCGGAAGACAAGGAGCACCUGGUCGACCGGGAUUGAAGGGAGGACGAGGCGAAGAAGGUGAUACGCAACCUGGCCUCGUCGGUGCAAAAGGAGAGCGUGGCGAUCCUGGAAUGCCCGGAUCUCGGGGAACAAUAGGAUUUGCUGGAGUAAAAGGAGAAAAGGGACAAACAGGACCUGCUGGUUUUCAAGGAGUCAACGGAAAACCGGGACCUAUGGGUGCAGAAGGAAUGUCGGGCCCUUCUGGAAAAAUAGGAAUACCUGGAUCUAUGGGUCCUUUUGGGGAUCCAGGCCUUUCUGGUUACCCUGGACUUGUUGGAUUCCCAGGAAUGCUGGGAACACCAGGAAUCCAUGGGGUUAACGGAGAACCCGGUGACAAUGGAGUUCCGGGUCUGCUUGGUCUUCCGGGACAAAAAGGCUCGAGAGGUGACCCUGGCAUUCAGGGAUACCGUGGAGCUACCGGACUUCCAGGUAACACCGGCUAUCGUGGUUACCCUGGAGACGUCGGAACUAGAGGGGCUAUGGGCCCAACUGGGUCGCAAGGAGAGCGUGGAUACACUGGUCUCCAGGGUCCAAGGGGCGCUCCAGGAGCAAAGGGUCAAAGAGGUCUGACUGGAAGCCCAGGAGUCAGGGGCCAAAAUGGAUUAGAUGGUCCACUCGGAGAUCCGGGAACCCCAGGUCCAAUUGGUUAUCCUGGUUCUGUCGGAAACCCAGGAGUGAACGGAUCACCUGGGCUGCCAGGCACAAACGGAUUGGCAGGUUCCCCAGGAGAAAUUGGAAUAAAUGGACUACAGGGAUCUACGGGCCGCCCUGGGGAAAAAGGGGAAAUAGGGCCUGCUGGAUCUCCAGGCGUAGCAGGCAUACUUGGCAGCAUUGGCGAAAAAGGAAAAAUUGGUGAUCCAGGAUUCAAUGGAUACCCUGGAAUAAAAGGACAUCCAGGUGCACCAGGUCUCCCGGGUCCCAGUGGAUCUCAAGGUGUCCGUGGACCGCAAGGUCAAAUAGGAACAAAGGCGACAAUAGGAUCGCUAGGUCUACCAGGGAUUCCCGGAGACCAAGGAAAGAAUGGCCAGCCUGGUUCGACAGGACCCGUUGGCGCUAGAGGCCCUCAGGGCGACAUCGGGCCCUCAUUCCAAGGUCCAAAAGGCCAGAGAGGUGACUUUGGAGGAAAAGGACUGCCAGGUGAUCCUGGAUUGAAAAUUGAAGAAAUUCAGACUGUGAUAUCUAAGGGACAACGCGGAUAUACUGGAGAAAAAGGUCAAGACGGAGAUCCAGGGCCUCCGGGCACACAAGGUCGUCCGGCUUUAUUUUCAUCCAAAGGACAACCUGGCGAGCAGGGACCAGUUGGGCUGCCAGGUCAGAUAGGAAUCUCAAUGCCAGGACCAAAAGGGUCUCGAGGCGAUACUGGACGUCCUGGUCAACCAGGCGAUAGUGGAUCAUCAAUUCAAGGCCGGCCUGGUGCACCUGGAAGAAAAGGUCAAUCUGGAGAUACUGGCCCUCGAGGAACUGAUGGACUACCAGGAGCUCCUGGUUUGCCAGGGCCAAAAGGUGACGUAGGCGAAACUGGAUGGUUUGGAGGGUACUUCGACGAGAAAGUUCAGGGGAAACUGGGUGACACAGGAUUUCCAGGACGACCAGGUCCAAAAGGCCGCAUAGGAGAUUCGGGAAUAAACGGUCAAGCUGGAAUGCAAGGAUCUCCAGGCAAUGUUGGCCCUCCGGGUCCAAAUGGUUUUCCGGGACCCCUUGGAGUCGCGGGAAAUCCUGGGAUGCGAGGUAGAGUGGGACUAAUGGGACAGCAAGGCAUGCAGGGCCCUCUAGGGUUCCAAGGACCAACAGGGCCCAAUCCUCGAUUCGCUUCAAUAACAUCGAUUCAUAGUCAGACAACUGAAGUGCCGAAAUGUCCCGAUGACACAACUGAGAUGUUCAAUGGCUACAGCAUGUUCAAACUAGAAGGCAACUUACGAUCAGAGCGACAAAAUUUGGGAGCAGCGGGGUCGUGUUUGAGACAAUUCAAUGUGAACCCUUUUCUAUUUUGCAAUUUCAAUGGAAAGUGUCAACACGCAGGUAGAAACGAGAGAUCAUACUGGCUGACAACAAUUGAUACAGAUCCUUUGAAAAUGCCACAACCUGUCAAAGGUCAAGAAAUAUUGAAGCACAUCAGCAGGUGCGCAGUUUGCGAUUUGAAUCGAAAACCGAUAACAUUGCACAGUCAGGAUAGAGAACCACCACAAUGCCCUCGAGGCUACAGCAGCUUAUGGACUGGUUACAGUUUUCUAAUGCACACGGACACUUCGCGACACUCAGGGGGUGGCAUGGAUCUCUCGUCAACAGGAAGUUGUUUCCGGGAAUUCACCACUUCCCCCAUCAUAGAAUGUAAUGGUAACCAGGGAUCGUGUGGUUUUUACGCUACCCGAAUGUCGCAUUGGCUCAUUGCCACCGAGCACCUCCAACCCAUCACGCCUCAAAUGAUAGAGGGGGAAACUGAGACCAGAAUGAAAGCUUCCAGGUGUUCAGUUUGCUUACCUAUUUGACAGAAAUUAUCGACUGAUCUCAUCAAACACUUGCAUUAACUUUGACCCAUUUCGACUGAUGAACUCAAAUUAUUUUAAAUUUGAUUCAAUAAA
Messenger RNA from Symsagittifera roscoffensis, 5473 nucleotides. RefSeq names its product collagen alpha-1(I) chain-like. The transcript has 28 exons. Gene Ontology annotation, biological process: extracellular matrix organization. Gene Ontology annotation, cellular component: collagen trimer. The record is from RefSeq and is a predicted model, not a curated record. The coding region runs from base 176 to 5380 and encodes 1734 amino acids. Lineage: Eukaryota; Metazoa; Xenacoelomorpha; Acoela; Convolutidae. Gene Ontology annotation, molecular function: extracellular matrix structural constituent conferring tensile strength.